This is a messenger RNA of Daphnia magna, 3523 nucleotides long. Its product is annotated as probable G-protein coupled receptor Mth-like 1. Gene Ontology annotation, cellular component: membrane. NCBI's taxonomy places the organism in Eukaryota, Metazoa, Arthropoda, Branchiopoda, Diplostraca, Daphniidae. Gene Ontology annotation, molecular function: G protein-coupled receptor activity. Gene Ontology annotation, biological process: cell surface receptor signaling pathway; G protein-coupled receptor signaling pathway. The record is from RefSeq and is a predicted model, not a curated record.
AAUUAUAUUAUUUUGGUGUUCCCAUUUUAGGAAAAGUUAGCUCAUAUUAACGCUGUCAUUAAACUUUUGAGGUGGAUGGUGGUGAGUAUAUACUCAUACAAUUAGAGCCCAUAGUGCAGUCAUUGCUGUGUAACUUGCAGCCAUUAUAGGCUAUUUAGAUUCUGCUUCACAGUUGGAAACAGGUUCUACAUUUCAAUAUAAUGUAAUGGGAGCUUUUUGUGAUGGCUGUCAUGCUCAUCACCCUGCUAUGGUUGGUUGCAACUAACGUCACCCAUGGUUUACAGAAACACAGGAGAAACCCAAUAUAUUUAGCACCUUUGGCAAUUGAGUAUCACCGUAAAUAAACAAACAAGGUGAGGGAUUUUAUCUUUUUCCGAGCGUUACAUCUACGUAAAUUUGCCGUUAAAACGAGGGAUUUCGAAUUCAUCUUAAGUUUUCAUAAUUAAGUCCAUUAUCAAAUGCUCAGAUUCUUGAUUUGCAUUCUUCUAUUCUGUAGACUGUGGGAAGAAUCCGAAACCUGCUGUAUCUGCGGAAACUGGAACAACCGACCAAUUGGAACUGUUGUUUCCGUUCUUUGGCUGCGAACGAAUGGCAUUCAUCCGUAGUUCAGAGGAAAUGUCAUCGAAGCUUUCUCUAUUUAUCUUAACAUCACGCCAUUUGUGCUUUCUACGUUUUGUCGAAUUGUGUUAUCGAAGAAAGUGGAGAAAAUGCAACGGUUAAAAUGAAAGUCUAGUUAACACGUUGAUGCAAUUGAAACAAUUGAUGGCACUUUUCACCAAGGAUUAUUCCUUACAAGUGUUAUAUCCGUUGUAAAUGAAAACAAACUGGAGAAAAUCAACUAAAUUAUAGCUAAAAAUGGAGGAAAAAAGAAAUGCGGAUGAUGAUCCAUGAUUCGGAUGAAUCUCAAUAAUGAGAGCAGUCCAAACGUUUAUUGGUAGGAACAAAAAUGUGAUUUUACUACUGUGAAUGGUUGCUCUUAGGGAUCGAUUUGAAGUUAACAUCGUUCCAGUGACUACGUGGAUAUACUCGAAUCGUGUGAGGAGACUGAGACAGAAUCAGAAUAUCAAAGAAGCAGUACUUGAAACUCGGUCUCUAACCUACUAUGGUUCCAGUCGACAUUCAGAACGUCAACCAUCAACUGCCGUCUCCGCCAAAAAAAAAGGGUGUUAUGCUGCUAAUUAUUUUCCAAUCAUCUAAAAAUUAUCGCUUGUGUUUAUGAAGCGAUUAAAAAUAGGCAAACCGGUAAAUUGGCUUGAGGCUAAAAGUCAAUCAAAUGUGUUUAAACUGUGAAAGUGCAAUCAUCACCUUGCCUGCAAUAGCAAAGAUGAAAGAAAGGAUGGCUGUUUUGUUCGUGUAUUUGUUGUGGGUGUGCUGUUGGGCCAAUAUCGGGGUAGCCGGGCAAAGUCAAAGCGAUACUGUUCAAGUGUACCAGAAAACCCCUUUGACGAAAUGCUGUAAAGAUGGCGAAUUCUACAGACCUGGAAUCGACAGGUGUUUGUAUAGGACUCACAUUCCCAAUCCGGGAUCAAGAAUCCCUGUGCUUUACGCAGUUGAAAAAGAGGAAACAUUCCUGGUGGACGCGGAUGAAUUCCAUUUGAGUUACAAGUUGGCUGCCUGUCGAAUAGGGAAAAUGGCUACCAGUACCAUGGAAUUCCAAGUGUUUGUCGACGGGUCGUUAAAGGUCACAGAUGCACUGGUUUUGCCACCUGGCCAGUUUUGUGUCAACGAAAUUCCAUCUGUAAAUCCUGCUAAUCCGGAAUUUGUCGCUCGUUAUUGCGUUAACGAUCCUUGUAUGGAGGACAAGACCAAAUGCCUCCGCAAGUGCUGUCCACAGGGAUUGGCCAUCGACAGUGCAACACACUCCUGUCGGGCUCAUCCUGCUUCAUUUAAUCUGUCCCAACUGACAAGGAAAUAUGGAGGACCGAUCGGUAUCGAGGACAAGAAUACUCUGACCAUUCACGCUGGAUUCGGAUUCAAAUGCCACAACGAAGACAUUGUUAUGGUUGAUAAUUUCGCCAUAAAUCACGAUGGAUUAAUGCAGCCCAAUCGCCAUUUUUACCACUUUGACAAAUCAGGCGACCGCCCAACUGAUAAAUACUGCAUCGACAACUUCGUUGAAGGAAACACAACUAAAAUGAUGGGACUGAGAUGCUUCCCACCGAUGCCAGAGGUUCCCGAAAGCCUCAUAAAGGCAUCAAGCAUUUAUCCUUACCUGUUGUUCUUGUCGGUGUUAUUCCUGGUGGCUACUUUGAUGGCAUACUUCCUGGUUCCGCAAUUGCGUGAUACGAAAGGAAUAAUUGUCAUGUCAUACGUCAGCUCUAUGGCCGUCUACUAUAUGGGACUGGGAAUUAUUCAGCUCUUUCCAGAAAUGCCGAAAAUAAUUUGCUCUUCCUUGCCGGUAUUGGUCCAUUUCGCCUGUUUGGCGACCUUCGCAUGGCUCAAUGUUUUAUGUUUUGACCUUUGGUGGGAUAUCAGGAAAUCGAUAAAUGCAAACGAAGACCCGGGUCGCCAAAGCCAACAUUCCGAAGACCCGAAAAGUCGACGACUAGUGUUUUAUUCCUUCUAUGGUUGGGGUGUACCGGUUAGCAUCAACAUCAUCGGACAAGUUCUCGAGAAUGUACAGUUUUUGCCGGAACACAUUGUCACACCCAAAUUUGACCAAUCGCAAUGCUGGUUCUUAAUUGAAAACCGUCCUCCACUCUUCGCCUACUUAUACGGGCCCGUGACGAUCAUGUUACUAGGUAACGCGAUUGUCGUUAUCAUGAUUGUGUUCGCCUUGUGUAAAAUCAGCAGAUACAGUGACGAGGCUCCCAUCAUCGUCAUUCCAAAUCUGUCAGGAGUUCGAAUCUCGAUGGGCUUAUUCUUGCUGAUGGUGGCACUGUGGAUGACCGAUUCUAUCUCGUUACUCACAGAGCAAUCUUUACUAACUUGGGUGAUUGCUGACACUGUCAACAUUUUAACGGGACUCACCAUCUUUGUCAUCUUUGCUUGCAAGAAACAAGUCUGGCAGGCGUUGAAGAAUCGUUGGCCUCAUUGCUGCUUUCUGGGUCGACCCCCUAGCCGACGUCCGAUUUUCCCGAAAUCGCAAAUCUCCGAAAUGCCGUCAGUCCCUUCCUUGUGCGAUAACACCGGAUCGCGUUUCAUCAUUUACAAUUCAAAAAUUUUCCGCCAAUCCGAACUGGCUGGCGAGUUUUCAUCUACGUCACAGGGUGAUUUACCAUCCAGUUACAACUCCAACUCGAGUGAUAAUCUUGAUCUAGAGGAGGACAUUGAAAUCGACGUCGACCUGUGGAACGUCGAUUUAGAUGCCAUUCAGGUGGACACUUCCAGGGGAAGUAGACCGAUAGACGAGAGGGAACACGUUAUAGUAUAAUAGAAUUAAGUUAACUACCCACGAACAAAAAGGAUGCUUUUUAACGGUUUAUUUAACGUUUAACGUAACGGUUUAUUAAAACUGUGGAAUGUAACAUAUGUAUUGCUUCUGUGUUUCUUUUUCAACAAUAAAUAUCGAUGGAUUCUGUAA